AGUGCCCAGCCUGAACCACUGAACCCCACACCCAAUUGCCCAAAGUAACCUCCAAAAUUCUUCCAUAAAAAAAAAAAAAAACUCCAAAAUUCGAAAUCACUCCGCGAAGCGUCGCCGCAACGCCACCUUCGCCGGCUGUCCCUCUCUGCUCCGGUUCCAGGCUCCAGCCAUUCCUCCCACUCCUUCGGUCUCGCAUUCAAAUUUAGAUACGAUCACGACGGAGCUUGUGUUGUGAUACUGGCUUUCAAUUUUUGUUACGUUACCUCAACUGGUAUACUACGUGCUCAAUGGUGUCUUCUGUGUGAAUGUUUUCGCUUAUAUGCUGUCUCAGCCGUCUACAUCGGGCAGUUUUAUAAUACAGUAAAGGAAACAUUUAUAAAGGACAAUGGGUUCUAUUCCGCAAAGACCUUUAUUUUGUCUCAAGCUACCAUGGGAUGUGAACCAAAAUUCUAAAAGUCCCAGUGACUGCAGUUUUGAGGCUCCCUGGCUAUUUAGAUCUUUGCAAAGUGUUGGAUCCAUGGCCUUUAAGUUCAUCAACUCAAUUUCAAAAUCAUCAGAUCCGUUGACAAAUAGCUUCAAACCCUUUCAAUUUAAUGCUGGAACUGGUGCCAGCCAAAGUAAGACUUUAAAGUCAAAACUAAACUUGAAUCCUGAAGAGCAAGGAGAGGCGGAGCACAGAGCAUUUGCAUCAGCACUAGCGAGUUGUAAAGAAGCGACAGUAAUCGAGUUCUACUCCCCCAAGUGCAGGUUGUGUAAUUCCCUGGUGAAUUUUGUUAUGGAGAUUGAGGGUAGGAAUUCAGACUGGAUGAACAUUGUGAUGGCAGACGCAGAGAACGAUAAAUGGCUUCCCGAGCUCCUCCAUUAUGACAUUAGAUAUGUGCCUUGCUUUGUACUGCUUGACAAGAAAGGGAGGGCACUAGCAAAGACAGGCGUUCCGAGCAGUCGGCUACAUGUAAUAGCAGGUGUCUCUCAUCUCCUCAAAAUGAAACGUCCUCAAUGAAGUAGUAGAUAGGUUUGUUAUAAUAGCUACUGUAAAACUAUUCUCAUACAUCCGUGUUCAACAUGUCUGUUAGAUCACCAUUCAGUAUUAUAUUCAUUUAAUUUGUAUGAACCAGAGUGUUCUCAUCAUAGCAUGGAUCGUGUUGUUUUGCUGCAUUUAACUGUUUUAGCAUACAAUUUCUUGAGUGUAUAUGAUGGUUCCGCCCUAAAUUUUACAUGGCAGAGGUAACACAAAAUUCUUAGCACCUAUAGAUAUUCGACUGUUAA
Molecule: messenger RNA, 1266 nt
Organism: Humulus lupulus (European hop)
Lineage: Eukaryota; Viridiplantae; Streptophyta; Magnoliopsida; Rosales; Cannabaceae
Product: thioredoxin-like protein HCF164, chloroplastic
Exons: 4
Coding region: 386-1000 (204 amino acids)
Biological process (GO): cell redox homeostasis
Source: RefSeq, a predicted model, not a curated record